ACCUCAACAAAUUCAGUUAGAAGACUAAAGUAAACAAACAAUGGCUGUCGUUGAGCAGACUGAAGAAUACAAAAGGAAAUUUGUGGCCGAAGUAAUGGAAUCCCUGAAAGACGGUAUUAGCACAACUGUGCAGCUUGCAAGAGAUAUGCAAACAGUUGACUUCAACAACAUGGAAAACGACUCGGGGAAAUUUAGAAAAUCCAUUCUGGAGGCCAAGAAAAGUCUUUCACAGGCCGAAGAUUCCGCAAACUGUCAACUCGCAAAAGUUAAUGAAAAAUGCAUAAGCCUUACUUGUGAUAAGAAUCAACUAGAAGAGGAGGAAAAGGUCAGAAAGGAUAAUUUAAAUGCAGUGCAGAAGGACCUACAACAUUUUGAAGAGUUGCUGAGAAUUUCAAGAGACAGUCUCAAUCAGGCAAUCAGAAAUCGGUCUUCUGCUGAGGAAAGUGUUGAACGAGCCAGGCAGCGAGCAAGACAAGAGGAGACUAACAGAAAUAUUGGCAUCGGAUUGUUGUUUAUACCAUUUAUUGGUCCUAUCAUUGGAGGAACAAUGAUUGGUGUUUCUCAGAAGGCCAUGGAAGACGCCCAGUAUGCUGCCAGAAUCGCACAAGAAAAUGUAGACAGUUGGAGUAGGAAUGUCAAUACUUAUGAAGGAAAUAUCCGGGAUUACACAGGUAAUGCAGACACCCAGAGAAAUAAUAUUGAAUCAAUCAACAGACGCUUGCAGGAAAUUUCCAGCAAGAUGGAGAAUCUGUCUCGAAUGCGGCAAGGGAUGGGUGAAGUUCAGAAGAAGCUGAAGGAUGCCACCUCCUUCUUGACCACACUGGCAGGAAAAAUGCAAGCACUGGAGGUGCAAACCAGGGUCGUCAUUUUCUUUGAGCCAUUAAUUGAAAUUAUAGAUGACAUCUCCCAGUAUCUGUUCAAGCAAAAGUACCUGGAGCUCUUCCAGAAUAAUGUUGAGCCAAUGAUCAAGCAACUGAAACAGGAGAAUGCUCGCCUUAGAGAGAUCUAUAAUUUUGUCAGUGAUUCUAUUCAGUUUUUAUAAGCAAAGAGUAAUGAAAUGUUAAGUAUGUUGCAUUUUUUUUAAAUCUAUGGUUG
Molecule: messenger RNA, 1095 nt
Organism: Erpetoichthys calabaricus (reedfish)
Lineage: Eukaryota; Metazoa; Chordata; Cladistia; Polypteriformes; Polypteridae
Exons: 3
Coding region: 41-1042 (333 amino acids)
Source: RefSeq, a predicted model, not a curated record